GGCUGUUAAUCUUAAUCUAACUGUGAGCAUCGAUGAGGAAACGCGACCCCACCUCCCGAGUGGUAAACAAGACCGCCUGGCUCCUCCGGGGUUAGGACAGCAGCAGAAUGACAGAGGAUGCCGUUCUGCUGGAUGUACCAGUGAUCCGGCAGCUGUACCACUGGGACUGCGGCUUAGCCUGCUCCAGGAUGGUCCUGAAGUACCUGCACCCUGUGAGCGACGAGGACUUUCAGAGAGCAUGCUGGGAGCUGAAGCUGACGGAGAGCGUGUGGACCAUCGACCUGGCCUACCUCAUGUUUCAUCUAGGAGUCAGACACUGCUUCUGCACUCAGACUCUUGGUGUGGAUAAAGGCUUUAAAAACCAGUCCUUUUACAAGAAGCAUUUUGACACAGAGGAGGACCGAGUGAACAAGCUCUUCCUUAAUGCAGACAGUAAAGGUGUGGUGGUGAAGAAAUGUUCGGUGACGGUUCAGGAAAUCCAGUCUCACCUGGAGCAGGGCCACGUGGCCGUAGUGCUGGUCAACGCUGUGGUCCUGACGUGUGAGCUGUGCUCCUCGCCGGUCAAAUACUGCUGCUUCCUGCCUGUGGGACAGAAGUGUUUCUGCAGGAAGCCGGAGUACCAGGGCCACUUUGUGGUUGUGUGUGGCUUCAACCCGACCACUGACUGCAUAUUCUACAACAACCCUGCAUAUUCUGACCGCGUGUGCUGCACCAGCGUCAGUAACUUUGAGGAGGCCAGGCGGAGCUACGGGACCGACGAGGACAUCCUCUUCGUUUACAAGGAGAGUUGAUGGGCAGCCGGGAA
Molecule: messenger RNA, 805 nt
Organism: Nematolebias whitei (Rio pearlfish)
Lineage: Eukaryota; Metazoa; Chordata; Actinopteri; Cyprinodontiformes; Rivulidae
Gene: gucd1
Product: guanylyl cyclase domain containing 1
Exons: 6
Coding region: 108-791 (227 amino acids)
Source: RefSeq, a predicted model, not a curated record